AUGCCUGCCGUCGGGGGCCAGUGCCCCAGGUCCCCCAGCCUUGGCCUCCUUACCCGCCGCGCCGAGGUCCGCUCGCAGAGUCCAGCUGCCAGGCCGGCGGCGGAGCUCCGCAGGUUUCGGUUAGUGUUGCGCAGCUCGCGCAAGCGCACGACCCGUCGGCGCCCAGCUCGUUGUCAACUGCCGAGACGCCGAGGUUUAAACCAGAAGAGCCAAUCGCAGCGAGAGACUUCAAUUAUAUGUUACCAAUGUGGAAAAUACCAUCUUGGCUUUUGCUAUAAUGACUUGAGCUACUGCAGUCUGAAGUACCAGCAGUCCUGCGCUGUUGAGAACAUUUACAUACUUACACGCAAAGGGCGAAGUUUGUAUUAUUUUUCAAAACUGUCAUGUAUGACCAACUGUGAAGACAUCAACUUUUUGACCUUUAGCAAGAGGACAGAGAUCAUCUGCUGUAAGCAUAGUAACUAUUGCAACCUCCCUGAUGGAGCCUAAUUCUGUAUCUCUCCUGGAAUUAGGAUUAUUCUUCAACUCCUGCCCCAAGUCUUUUUUGCUUUUUUCCUUCAAACCAAUGGCAAGAGAGAGUCAUGAUGGUGAAGAUAGCCACCAGAAGAAGGAACCAUGGAGGUAGCUGAGUCUCACCAGUUGUGAACAUGAGACCGGAUUUUUGUAAACUGCAUGCCUUUGAUCCACUGAGGGCUGUUGUAUUGGACACACUCCUUGAAUCCUGAGUAUAAAAAACCUCAUCUGGGACUUCUGAAAAGUAUCCCAUCCCAUUGAGUCAUUUCUCCUUUGUCAUAUGACUUCCACUCAUCCCAUCUACUCUGCUUCCCAGUGGAUUCUGCAAGGUCUAUAAAUUGCACCUCCUGCGAUGAAUUUGUUGGCAAGAUCUGCAAAAAGAAUCUAGGUUCCUGCCAAUCCAGACAUCCUGACUUUGCAUGCCAGACCAAAGAAAUAUACACUCAACGUUACACUGGAGGUGAGGCGGCCACAAGGAGAGGGGGAGGGGUGGGUUGGAUGGCAUGACUUGACUUGGUGAAACACAUCUAGAGUCAGAAUUCUCUGGCCCUGCCAUCUCUGGCUUAAUUCAGCCCCUGGUCUAUUACAUUCUCCUUUCCUUCUCUUAAUUUAUGUAUGUAUUUAUUAUUUUUUUUAUUGCCACAAGGAUUAUUGUUGGGGCUCAGUGCUGGCACUAUAAAUCCACUGCUUCCUGUGCCCAUAUUUUUUCAACUAAGUAAUAUUUAUGUAUUUAUUUUUAUUAUUUUUUUAAGAUUUUAUUUAUUUAUUAAUGAGAAAUAGGAGGAGAGAGAAAGAGCCAGACAUCACUCUGGUACAUGUGCUUCCAGGGAUUGAACUCGGGACCUUAUGCUUGAGAGUCCAAUGCUAUAUCUACUGUGCCAUCUCCUGGGCCACAUGUAUUUAUUUUUAAACAGAUCACUGCUCAGGUCUGGCUUAUGGUGCUACAUGGGGAUUGAACCUGGGACCUAGGAGC
Molecule: messenger RNA, 1486 nt
Organism: Erinaceus europaeus (western European hedgehog)
Lineage: Eukaryota; Metazoa; Chordata; Mammalia; Eulipotyphla; Erinaceidae
Product: prostate and testis expressed protein 2
Exons: 6
Coding region: 1-489 (162 amino acids)
Source: RefSeq, a predicted model, not a curated record